This is a messenger RNA of Pecten maximus, 1693 nucleotides long. RefSeq names its product protein unc-93 homolog A-like. The coding region runs from base 242 to 1666 and encodes 474 amino acids. Lineage: Eukaryota; Metazoa; Mollusca; Bivalvia; Pectinida; Pectinidae. The record is from RefSeq and is a predicted model, not a curated record. The transcript has 3 exons.
CGUAUAUACAUGUAUGUAUAGGCAUCCAGUCACAGGUUUGAGGGAGAACGGAGAACCAGAAUCCUAGCUCAGUGUCACAAGGAAACAGCAGUAGCAGUUCUUCCUAUACCAACUGGUGUAAAGUUUGAUCUGCAGGUUACACUGAGGUUGGAAGCUGACGGGAGUUGCUGUAAAGAUAUUAAUACUCGGAAUUAUUUCAUUGAGGGUAAUGUAAAUACAACACAUUAACCGAAAAACGAUCAUGGCGGAGGCGGAAGAGAAGGUUCGCCUUGUAGACGAUGGAGAUACCGGUUAUAUGCUCAGGAGAAAUACCAUCAGACAGUUACGACUCAAUCUGUUCGUUCUGUGUGUGAUAUUUAUACUGGUCUUCACAGCUUAUUCGGGUCUACAAAACCUGGAGAGUAGUCUGAACCCCGAGAUCGGGAUAUAUUCCCUAGCCUCCAUCACCGGGGGAGCACUUGUUUCCUGUAUACUGGCGCCGGCCGUGAUCAGGUUCAUCGGAGCAAAAUGGGCAAUUUCUUCUGCGGCCUUGUGCCUGGCAGGGUUCGUAGCAGCGAACUUCUACCCAAAGACAGGUGUUUUGAUCCCUGCCUCGAUCUUGUAUGGCAUGUCAUCCGGGUUUAUGCUGACGUCACAGGGUACUUACGUCACGACUAUUGCUAUAGAAUAUGCCAAUGUGAUCGGGGAACGAGCAGAAACCGUUAUAAGUCGAUUUUUCGGGUUUUUUCUUAUGGCUUUUCAAAGUACACAGAUUUGGGGAAAUCUUAUAUCGUCACUUGUCCUCCAAAAUGGCGAAUCAUCACAUAAUUCUACAACAGAAACGAAUUCAACGCCGAACGUUUGUGGCGCGGCAUUUUGCCCAGAUCCCAUUUCUCCCUCUGGGAAUAGUUCCACUCAAGCAACAAUAAAUAAACCACCGGAACAUAUCUUAAAUACACUGUUGAUUAUUUACAUAGGAUGUGCAGUGUGUGGGUUUUUUAUUGGUGCAAUUUUUCUUAAGCCUAUCCGCUCUAAAACUAACGAUGAUAACACAACAGGUAUCGUAACUACGCUGUUUUCAACUCUUCGGCUCCUCGUGACGGACACUAACAUGCUACUACUGGUACCGAUAGCAAUGUAUAGUGGAGUGGAGCAGGUCGUUAUGUAUGCCCAGUAUACACAGGCAUAUGUGGCUUGCGAACUGGGAUUGUCCUGGGUCGGCUACACCAUGAUCUGUUUCGGCGCCGUCAAUACAGUUGCCUCCCCUUUGAACGGUAUACUAACUAAAUACGUAGGCCGCCCUUUCCUUUUCCUCUUCGGCUUCUUUAUCAACACUGGAUUAUUGGUCCUUUUAAGGAUGUGGACCCCAGACAAAGAUCAGCUGUUCCUGUUUUUCGUGAUACCCGGGACUUGGGCGCUCGGAGAUGCAAUAUGGCAAACACAAACCAGUGCUCUCGUGGGACACGUGUUUCCAUUGCAACAGGAACCAGCGUUCGGAAACAUUCGGAUGUUCGAGGCUUUCGGGUUUUUUGUAGUGUAUCUUUAUAGCAAUCACGUGUGCCAGGAUGUAAAACUGUACGUCGUUGGGGUAUGGCUUGUAUUAGCUGUCUGUCUAGUAUUCAUCGUGGAGAUCAGGAUACGAAACAGAGGCUUUCUAGUGAGCAAGGCUGUAUCCAUAGAGACAUAAAGACUUAAUUACAAACUCUAAUUUGAA